Messenger RNA from Coniophora puteana RWD-64-598 SS2, 839 nucleotides. RefSeq lists its product as uncharacterized. The transcript has 3 exons. The record is from RefSeq and is a predicted model, not a curated record. The coding region runs from base 1 to 669 and encodes 222 amino acids. Lineage: Eukaryota; Fungi; Basidiomycota; Agaricomycetes; Boletales; Coniophoraceae.
AUGGCGCAUCUCCUUUCAUCGUCGGCCCCUAUCCCUGGCAGCACGCCCCUAUCCCACCACCUUCCAACCCACACCCGCCACCAUCCCUGGCACACGCACACGCAUACACCCACCCCGCCCUCAUACUACGUUGUCACCGACGGGCUCCUCCCGCUCCUCUUCGUCGUCGCCAUUUUUGUCAUCGCGUUCGCGACGGCGUGCCACAUCUGCCGCCAGCGCCUCGGGCGGCAGCAGGACGCGGUCACGUUCGAGAACAUGACGCCGCCGUACGUGUACUCCGCGGGCGGCGCGGGUGUAACGCCAAAGCCGGGGUGGAAGGAGCGGCAAGCAGACAUCCACAGCCUCGCGUCCGAAAAGACGCUCGCCGGCGACAAAUCCCCCAAGAGCAGCACCUUCGAGUCCCUGCCCAUGCUCCCCACCACGGCGUACACCAAGUCUCCGCUCUCCAACCCCCCGUACUCCCCCGCGCCCGACUAUCAUCAACAGGCGAACGCGUACCACUACGGCGACACUAAGAGGAUACGGCCGGGCGACGUCUACACGCCGCUGCCGCCCCGUAUCAGCAGCCGACACCAGAGCGCAGAGAGCGGCGGCGUUGAUGCUCAGUCUCCGGGCGUCGGCGGAUUGGCGGGCGAGGUUACGACACCGCUGCCUGUGUAUCGUCGCUAGCUAAGCUUGAUACUGUAGCUCGCGUUUUUUUCUUGGCCUUGUGUUCAAAGAGGUUAUGGCCGUGUGCUCGUCUCCGAUCUGUAGCAAUCUAUCGCUGCUGCGUUCUUUCUUGAUUUUGUGUUCGUCCUUGAACGUUUAUCUCGGUGGCUCGCUGGAUUGGCUCUGUAGUC